Molecule: messenger RNA, 987 nt
Organism: Ramularia collo-cygni
Lineage: Eukaryota; Fungi; Ascomycota; Dothideomycetes; Mycosphaerellales; Mycosphaerellaceae
Exons: 3
Coding region: 1-987 (328 amino acids)
Source: RefSeq, a predicted model, not a curated record
AUGUCACCACACAGAUUCCUGCUCCUCUUGCUAACAGCCCAAUCCUUGGCUUCGCCCAUCGUCAAACGAACGUAUCCGAGCUUCACUUUCGAGGGCGAUGCACCUUUCUCCGUUGACGACGUGUCGUUGGCUUCAGCUUUGACUUGUCCCAAUGGCAAUCCCACAGUCGCAUCACCACCCGUACUGCUCGUGCAUGGCACUGCAACCACAGGAGAGGAAUCUUGGGGAGACAGCUAUGUUCCAGCACUCCUGGCGGACGGAUACACAGCUUGCUAUCUCACCAUCCCGGAUCGUGCAAUGAACGAUAUGCAAGUCAACGCCGAGUAUGUGGCAUACAACAUGCUCUACUUGUCAACAUUAUCUGUUGGACUGCCAAUCGAUGUCAUAUCCCACAGCCAAGGAGGCCCGGACACGCAAUGGGCUCUACAAUUCUGGCCCAGCACCAGGAACGCCGWCAAAUCUUUCGUGGCCCUCUCUCCCGACUUCGAGGGUAUCGAGCUGGGAGACAGUCUGCUUUCCAAAGUGUGUUCGACCGGAGUGUGCCAGGCAGCUGUUUGGCAGCAGAGUGCAGGAAGCAAAUACGAAAGUGCCUUGCACGCAGGUGAUUUCAAGGCUCAAGUCCCGACGACGUCAAUCUACACAGAGUUUGACGGCAUUGUGACACCCAGUGAAGGUAAUGCUCAGCUCCCUGGCGCGACAGUGAUUUCAGUCCAGAGCCUGUGUCCUCUACGACCGGAUUCCCACGUCACCAUGACCUUCUCUGCGGCAGCCUACAGCCUCGCGUUGGAUGCUCUCAACAAUGAUGGGCAAGCAAGCGUUUCACGUGUUCGGAAGGACCUUUGGAGCAUUUGUUUUCGGGUCACAGCCGAGAACAUGCGGCUUUCGUUGAUUAAGGAUAGCGCGGCUCUCCUCGAAAACCUCGUCGAGGGUUUCAUCAAGGGCACGAUGGUACAGGAGGAGCCGGCGAUCAUGUCGUAUGCUCAGUGA